AUGUAUCUCCUUCGAAUCGAACCCAACCGCGAAGUGGCUAUUGUCGAAUUCAUAUCCGGCUUACAAGUGCCCGAGUAUGCCAUACUGUCGCACACUUGGGAACCCAACCACAAGGAUGAGGUGAUCUUUCGCGACUUUGCAAUCCUGGAGGAGGACCUAGACACCGGACAAGACGUCAGAUUCUGCACACAGCGGGGGAAAGAGAAGACGGGAUACCGAAAGAUUAGAUUCUGUGCCGAGCAGGCCGAGCGCGAUGGCUUCCAAUACUUCUGGAUCGAUAGCUGUUGCAUCGACAAGGCCAACGCUGCCGAGCUUUCCGAAUCGAUUAAUUCCAUGUUCCGUUGGUAUCAGGAAGCCAUAAGAUGCUACGUGUACUUAUCCGAUGUCUCCAAAUCCAGUAACGAUGAUGGCUUGAUGGGAACAACUUGGGAGGACGAAUUUCAAGGGAGCAGAUGGCACACUCGGGGUUGGACGCUGCAGGAACUUCUUGCAUCGACUGUUGUCGAUUUCUUCUCUUCCGAUGGCCAUCGACUCGGGGACAAGCAAUCUCUCGGACAAAUGAUCCACGACAUUACGCACAUUCCGAUCGAGGCCCUCCAUGGUCGCCCACUUUCCAAGUACACCAUAGCCGAACGCAUAUCGUGGGGUCGCAACCGCCAGACAACGAGAGGAGAAGACAAGGCCUACUCGUUGUUGGGCAUAAUGAAUGUCACCAUAGGCGCAAAUUAUGGAGAAGGGGAAGAGGGCGCGUUCAAGAGACUCCAUCGCGCAAUCCAAGAUGAUCAAGACAUUCCGGUCCGCGACCCCGAACUUAAGAAGAGUCUUGAUGAAUGCCUUGCAAACCUGCGGCUUUCUGAUCCGCAAGACGACAAAUCGCGCAUUGAGGCGACAAAGGGUGGUCUGUUCAAAGACGCCUACCGCUGGGUCUUGGAGAAUCCAGACUACAAGAAAUGGCGUUUUGAUCAGGAAAGUCGCCUGCUCUGGAUCAAGGGCGACCCCGGAAAAGGCAAGACUAUGCUUCUCUGUGGACUUGUCGACGAGAUGAGCCUUUCUCCGACUUCAAAUCUGGUUCACUACUUCUUCUGCCAAGCUACCGACUCAAGACUGGACAAUGCCGCAGCAGUCAUUCGUGGCUUGAUGUAUAUGCUUGCCAAAAACGAUCGCUCGUUGCUCAAGCACGUGCACGAGGAGUGGAGGGUUGCGGGGAAAGCACUGUUCGAAGACGGCAAUGCUUGGCAAGCCAUCACCAGGAUAUUCACAGCCAUGACGCAAGAGCAACAGACUGCGAAGCUCGUCUUUGUCAUUGAUGCGCUCGAUGAAUGCCUAAAAGACCUGCCCAAGUUGCUCGACUUCAUCGCUCAGCAAUCCCGCCAUGGUCACGCGAAAUGGCUGGUAUCUAGUCGCAAUUGGCCCUCGAUUGAGGAGAAACUCAAUGCCACCCAUCAACGAGUACGACUCAGUCUAGAGCUCAACGAGGCGUCCGUAACUGCUGCCAUCGAGACGUACAUUCGCUACGAGACAGAGCUCCUUGCAAAAUCCAAGAAUCUUGAUGAGCCCAGGAAAAUGAAGAUUCGAGAGUACUUGACCUUGAACGCGAACUACACGUUUCUUUGGGUAGCCUUGGUAUGCCAACGACUCAAGGAUCCAAAAGUCCGGCGCGGAUCUAUCAUGAAAGAACUGCAGCAGUAUCCUGCAGAUCUGUAUCCUCUGUAUCAAAGAAUGAUGGAGACGAUUGACACGCUGCCCGAUGCCGAACUCUGUCACGAGAUUCUUGGGGUUGUCUCGGUAGUUUACCGGCCCAUCGACCUUCGCGAGCUCAACGUUCUCUUGGAGUCAAAUUCCCUUGACGAUCUCGAUGAUCUGAGGGAGGUCGUUGAUUCAUGCGGCUCUUUCUUGACUAUCAGAGAUAAUACUGUUUACUUUGUACACCAGUCUGCCAAAGACUUCUUGGUGACCGAGGCAAUCCAGCUUGUUUUUCCUCGUGGAAUCAAGCAUAUGCACUUCUCCGUUUCCAAGGCAUCAAUUACGGCACUCUUGCAAGGUCUCCAUCAAGACAUCUGCGCUCUUCGGAAGCCGGGCACAUCUGUCGAGGAGAUUUCAUCUAAAUCGCUGAGUUCAUUAGUACCAAUACAAUAUUCUUGCGUCUACUGGGUAGACCAUCUCACCGACGGAGAGUUGCACAAUGGUUAUAUGGACUCCAUCCGCAACUUUCUGGAGCAAAAGUACCUCUAUUGGUUAGAAGCUUUGAGCUUAAUUCGUGCUCCGAUCAGCAUUCCCGCACUAUCAAAGCUUUCGCGGUUUAUAAAGUAUUACGGAACUAUAAUUAGCCAAUACCCGCUUCAAACAUAUGCUGCAGCGCUUGUUUUCAGCCCUUCAAAGAGUGUAAUUUGGAAAUUAUUCCAAAAACAAAUGCCGGAUUGGGUUUCUUUCAAGCCGCGAACCCAAGAACAUUGGAGCGCAUUGCAACAAACAUUAGAGGGUCAUACGGAUUAUGUCCUGUCGGUCGCAUUUUCACCGGACGGCCGGCAGGUGGCAUCGGCCUCAUAG
This is a messenger RNA of Pestalotiopsis fici W106-1, 2547 nucleotides long. RefSeq lists its product as uncharacterized. Bases 1 to 2547 code for a protein of 848 amino acids. Lineage: Eukaryota; Fungi; Ascomycota; Sordariomycetes; Amphisphaeriales; Sporocadaceae. Gene Ontology annotation, molecular function: protein binding. The record is from RefSeq and is a predicted model, not a curated record. The transcript has 2 exons.